GCCAUUCUGACGAGCGCUUUGCCAUUGAAUGCGUGGCCGUGCUGUCGCGAGUGCUGCCGAGGCAACUGUACGACGUAAGUCUGUUAUUCCUCCAUAAAACCUAUCAGCACAACGCAAGAAUAACCUGCCUCCCCAACAUCUCUAAUUGGAAUCUCACUUCUUUCAUCCAGUGGAGGCUGAUCCAGAGAAAUCCACAUAUCAUUUCACCACGUUUCACAACUAUCAAAAGGUGUCCCGAAUCGAAGUCUCUCCCUCCACUCCUCAAAGGUAAACUUCAAUUAAGACAGCGUUGAAGACUUUUUCUGAACAUCUUUGCCAAACGCUGACCUGGAAGUUGGGAUGGCAAAUGUGGAACUUAAGACCAUCACCAAAUUUAAUGAACAUAAACCUGCAGCUGCAGAAGGUGGAAUGAAAGGAAAAAGCAUUUAUAAUGAUGCUGUUGAAAGCACAAGUUCCCUGCCAACCCAGACGAAGCCUGGAUUCACCUCCAUGCCGAUGUCUGUUUUCAACCUCAGCAAUGCCAUCAUUGGCAGUGGACUCUUGGGCUUAUCAUACGCCAUGGCCAACACAGGGAUUAUAUCAUUUGUAUUCCUUUUAGUUGUCAUUGCACUGAUGUCAUUGUAUUCAAUUCACCUCUUGCUCCAAACUUCAGUGGAAACGGGUUCCAUGGUUUAUGAAACGCUGGGAGAGCUAGCAUUUGGAAGACCAGGGAAAUUUGCUGUUUUUGGAUCGACAUCACUUCAGAACAUUGGAGCCAUCUUGAGUUAUUUACUAAUUGUCAAGAAUCAACUGCCACAUGUCAUCGAGUCCUUUAUGUACCAAGCAGAUUCUGAAGUGUGGUACUUAAAUGGCACGUACCUUGUUCUACUUGUGACUUUGGUCAUCAUCUUACCUUUGUGUCUCUUCAAGAACUUAGGAUACCUUGGAUACACCAGUGGAUUUUCGCUUUUCUGUAUGACCUUCUUUCUAAUUGUAGUUGUCUAUAAAAAGACCCGGCUUCCCUGUCCUUAUACAGUGACUAAUUCUUCAAACUGCACAGACAUGUGCGCAGCCAAGUAUUUUAUCUGGAAUAAUAAGACAGUCUAUGCAUUGCCCACUGUGGCCUUUGCUUUUGUGUGCCAUCCAUCAGUAUUGCCCAUUUACAGUGAACUUAAGAAUCACACAUGCAAGAAAAUGCAACUGGUUUCAGUCUAUUCCUUUGGGUCGAUGUUUAUCAUGUACCUACUGACAGCAAUUUUUGGAUACCUGACGUUCUUUGGCAAUGUUAAAGAAGAGCUGCUUCACUCUUACACUGAUCCUCGUGAUAAGCUUAUUUUGCUCAUUCGUCUGGCUGUAAUUAUAGCGGUAAUACUGACUGUGCCUGUCCUUCUGUUCACUGUCCGAUCUUCGAUUGUCCUGUUGCUGUUUAAGGGAAAGUUCAACUGGAUUCAUCACAUUAUAGUCACAGUCAUUCUUCUAACAAUUGUGGAUCUGUUGGUAAUAUACAUUCCAACGAUAAAGGAUGUAUUUGCUGUCAUAGGCUCCACUGCUGCUAAUAUGUUGAUCUUCAUUCUGCCUGCCUCGUUGUAUUUAAAGCUUGUGAAGAAUGAGUCUCAAGGCAAAUGGACAAAAAUAAACGUUAUAGUUUUUCUCAUUGUAGGGAUAAUAUUUAUGGCCGUUACUAUACCGUUAAUCUUUGUUGAAUGGAAUGGAAGAAGUGGCAAUAACACAAUCGGAAAUAGCUGCUCAAAAUGACAAAGACACCUGUGACAGUGUGAAGAAAAAUGACAAGAUUUGUUUGCCAAUCUGGAGUAUUCCGUGAAGUAUUGUUCAGUGAAAGAUUUGUCUGGUUAUUCAAGAAUUGACACACCUGGUAGCUUACCAGUUACCAUUUUCUAUGAUCUUGAAAAUAGAUCACUUUGGACCAUAAAGAAGAGGCAUCCUUCACGGAUGUGUAAUCAAUUGUGCAAAAUUCACAGUAGUGGAAGAACUCAGUGCGUCGGGCAGCAUCUGCGGAGGGAAUGGACAAAUUAUGUUUUGGAUGAACACCCUUAUUCAGACUGUUCUUCCAGCACUUUGUGUUUUGCUCAAGAUUCCAGCAUCUGCACUGACUUGUGUCUUUAUAAUCAUACAUGGAUUGUUUUUGGAUGUUUAUCUGGAAAACAAAAUUGGAAACCAAUUUUCUACAAUUCUUGGAAAAUAAAUAUUUUUGACAAUUUUUCAUAAUCAAACGAUUAUUUCGUUUUUUUUUUAAUCCAUUUUACUAAUAAUUACAUUUUAAUUCAAUGUUUUCAAAGGACAGUUCCAUCCUGUAAACUAUUCCAUACCUUAUUUUUCUCCUCGUCCUCUUUUGAAACCAAUUGUAAUGUGACAUAUUGUCAUGCAUCAGGAAAGUCACUUCUAACUCGCUUAUAAAAGGUCUCAAUUAUAAAAUGUAAUUUAAACAGGGUUUAAAAUGUCAUCAGGAGAUGGAAAUAAACAUUUAAUAUAUUCCUUACCCUUUUUAUUAUUGGUAAAUUGAUGUAGUGCGACAAAUCCUCGUAUUAUACAGGUAUAAGUAACUAUCAGAAGUGAGCAUUUCUAGAUUAUUAUGUAACUGUUAUGAAUGUACCCAUGAGUUUCAAGGUUCACUACCUCUGUAUAAGCAACUUUUAGAGUUUAGUUUAGAUAUACCAUGGAAACAGGCCCCUCAUCCCACCAUGUCCAUGCCCACUAUUGAUUUACCCGUUUACUUUAGUUCAAUGUUAUUCCUCUGUCACAUCCACUCCCUACACACCAGCAGCAAUUUUACAGAGGCCAAACAAACCCCAUGUCUUUGGGUUGUGGGAGGAAAUCGGAAUACCCAGAUGAAACCCACACGGUCACGGGGAGAAUGUGUAAACUCCACACCACCAGCACCCGAGGUCAGGAUCAAACCUGGGUCUCUGGAGCUGUGAAGCAGCAGUGGUAUCAGCAGUGCUCGUGGAGACACUCACAAACAUGUUAUCUAGAAAUUUAAAUGAUAUCUUAAUGUCAGCUUUUUAAUUGGACUUUAUUACAUGUGGGCCAUGCUGAUAGUUCACGGCAGUACUGAAAGCUUGCUUCAUUCUCAGAGAUUAUAAAUCAAUGUCCUGCCUUCCCAUUCCCAGGCCAUGACUGAAUAAUGUUAUGUAGUUAAAGGUAUAUUUUGUGAAUCUGUUGUACACCAUAAGGCUUGAGCAUUGAAUUGUGAGGAUUCUACAAUAGUAAGCUCUGUGCUCAAAUUCCAAACAUCAAGUACAUCCUCUCCAAAUGUUUUUGUCCAGACAUUUUUUUAAAUGGACGACCGAUUGGGGCUAACUGUGAUUUUUUUGCAACAAUGUAAAAAUAAGCAAUGGAUAAUUCAGCAUCUAUUUCCAAACUCUAUUCACCUUGGAAGUUGAGAAGCAAUCUUGUUAAUUUACAUUCCGCAAAAAACAACAUAUUUGUAUAGUACUUUUCAUGUAACAAAGCAUCACAAGGCAUUUCCCAGGCAUGGUGACAAACAGAUGGCACUAAAUGUAAAAGGUAUGACGAUGGAGGAAGGGAAUUGCAGUAAUUGGACCCUUGUCUGCUGAAGACACAGCUGCUUAUUCUACAGUGAUUACAUUUGGAUCAUUCAAGAGGAUAGAAAUUGAGAACUUCAAAGAUCUUUGAUUGUUGCAACAGGGAGAAGAUUACAAAAAUAAAGAGGAGAAAGAUGAUGAUGAGAAAGAUAGAUCACUAGGGACAAGGAUCAUGAGCAAAUUGGACAGUACAAAUUAGGACAAUACAGCACACUUUGGAUUACUUCAAUUUUAUGGAAGUUUGAAUGAGAUGUUGGAAUAAUUAUUGGAAAGCUAGCAAAGGAAGGUUUCAGCAAGAGGUGACGUGAUGGACAUUUUCUCUCACUUGGGCCACACUUCCAAUGCGCUUUCCAACUCACCAACACCCGCUCAAUCUUGUCUGGAAUAGGAUCAUUGCCAAAGGAUCCAUCUGAUUUUAGUUAACAUUAUUUUGACAUGAUGGUGGUGAGAUACAAUUUCAUUUGUUCUAUGCGAUAAACAAUAGUAUAGUAAUAGGCCUGAAGAGAGUAGAUAUGGAGAGGAUGUUUCCACUAAUGUGUGAGUCUUGGACCUGAGGCCAUAGCCUCAGCAUAAAAGGACGUACCUUUGGAAAAGAGAUGAGGAGGAAUUUAUUUAGUUAGAGGGUGGUGAAUCUGUGGAAUUCAUUACCGCAGAUGCUUGUGGAGGCCAAGUCAAUGGAUAUUUUUACGGCGGUGAUUGAUAGAUUCUUGAUUUGUCAUGCCCCUGUCCCACUUAGGAAACCUGAACGAAAACCUCUGGAGACUUUGCGCCCCACCCAAGGUUUCCAUUAGGUUCCCGGAAGUUUUUGUCAGUCUCCCUACCUGCUUCCACUACCUGCAACCUCCGGCAACCACCUGCAACCUUCCGGGAACCGCACGGAAACCUUGGGUGGGGCGCAAAGUCUCAGAGGUUUCCGUUCAGGUUUCCGAAGUGGGACAGGGGCAUAAGGGUGUCAGGGGUUAUGGGAAGAAGGCAUGAGAAUGGGGCUGAGAGGGGAAGAUAGAUCAGCCUUGCUUGAAUGGUGGAGUAGACUCGAUCGGCCGAAUGGCCUAAUUCUGCUCCUAUAAUUUAUGAAGCAAUGAACUUUCAUACUUCCUUCCACUCAUUGCAACCCCAUUUCCACCCUCCUCCCUUUAAACUCACUGGAUUCACAUUAUAAAACAAUGUAUCAAUUUAAACAAAUGAAUUAAAAACAAUUUAUUGUAAUAAUGCACAUAACAUCCAAUAGUCCAGAAAAUCUGAUAGUCCAGCACCACCAAUGUCCUAAGAAUGCCAGAUAAUCAGAAUUUUACAGUCCUAAUCUCAAACCUUCUCAAAGAGAAAAAGUGAAGACCUUAUUUAACAAAAAAUAAGCCAAAAAGUUCAAUUUUGCAGCAUUAAAAUAUUUAGUUUUUGAGAUUACGCAAACAUUCCACUGAUUUGAAGAUUUAUGAUGGAUUUAUAUGGUGACGUAUUUGCUUUUUCAACUAUACACAAAUAUACUUUCAUUUAUUUUGGCUUGGAUUACUGAUAUGCAAACAAGUCUGAAUGCUUUUUUUUAACAGAGUUAAAAUUGUAUCACAAACUUGCAUUUCAGAAAACAACUGAGCUCUCUCAACUGAAACUUGAACUCAGGAUUAGAUGAAAAGCUAUAUUUUAUAAUCUACGAACCUAUCUCCAUUGACAUAUUAUAGGCAACCCAUUCCACCUCUUCCGUUUCUCUGUUUUUUUUAAAAUCUGUAACUUUCUACCCUCUCUUUCUCUCUCUUUCUAUAAAAAAUAAAAAUA
Leucoraja erinaceus (little skate) is the source of this 5309-nucleotide messenger RNA. Its product is annotated as sodium-coupled neutral amino acid symporter 1-like. NCBI's taxonomy places the organism in Eukaryota, Metazoa, Chordata, Chondrichthyes, Rajiformes, Rajidae. The record is from RefSeq and is a predicted model, not a curated record. Gene Ontology annotation, biological process: amino acid transmembrane transport; L-glutamine transport. Bases 340 to 1734 code for a protein of 464 amino acids. The transcript has 16 exons. Gene Ontology annotation, molecular function: L-glutamine transmembrane transporter activity.